UCUUGAUUCCUCCUCCUCCUCCUCUUCUUCUUCUUCUUCUUCUUCUUCUUGAAUUCUGGGUGUUUUUCAGUUCGUCCGUUCUUGCCUUCUCUUCUCGGUUCCGUGAGUAAUUCUUUAUGCAUGCCUUGCUCGGCAGCUCAAGGGAGUUCAGCAAAAUUGGCCUCGCAUGUCCUCGUCUGGACUUAUGGCCAAGAUCUUCCAAGUAUUUUUUGCUUUGAUGCUUCGUUCAACUCAAGCAUGGGCUGUUUCUUUUUUCUUUUCUUUUUUACAAUACAUCGCAGCAGUAUGAAUCUACUCCAGUCCAUGAACUCAAGCAUGAACUAGGAGUAGUACCCUAGUUCGUGUGCGCUCCAGUCCAUGCUCACUCCUGUUCUGCCGGUUGGUAGCACGUCGCUCCAUCAGGGUUUUGUUCUUUAUGUACACAAAAAAUAAUAGUACCAGAUAGAGCCGAUGGGAUUUGGCAGUCUCUUCUCCGAAUAAUUAUGUUUUCUUGCUUCCUUUGUCUUGCCAAAAUUGGCAAAUCUCCUGGUCCAAGUGCCUCAAUAAUUUAUACAUCUCCUGAAUAAGAUACUACCCCAUCACCAAGCUCUGGUCCAUGCCACUGCCUUCCCCAAAUUAACUCUUAGUAUUACUACUCCGGUUGUCAUCGUCCAGUACCAUGAUGCAUAAUUCGAACCCAUAGGGUUGAUCUUGUUUGUAAUGCAGUCUGGUAUGAUAGUAGCAAUCUGGUGAUAUUAAUUUGCAACGGCAAGAACACUUGUACUAGCAGGCACAUAAAGAACACCACCACACCAGGGAGGCCUUGUUCCUUGGGCCUCUUUGACAAAGAAAGCAUUCCUUGUUGGUGAAUCCGGCGUAGCUGUCCGUGUCCGGCAUUUAUAUUCGUGCUCUCAUCUGACGAUUCAGAUCUCCAGAAACUCCACAGGGGUUCGGAUGGGAACACCAGACCAGAGCUUGCAUCUUUUCACGACAGCAACUGAAUGUGCUAUUCUUGCACCCUUUCUCUUUCAGAUAAGGUUCCGUUUUAGAGAUGCCCGGGCCGGAAAAGAGGCCACGCUUUUCAUCUGCUUGUCCUCUAAUUAGGCAUCAGAGGUGGCAUAUCCAGGCUUAGCAUUGGAUCGGAUACUUGUCUUGAUCUGCCUGCGCUCCACAUUCAGACACAUUCAGUUUAUUCGAUCAGCGAACAUGAAAGCUUCAAGCAUUAAAAUCUGAACUAGUAUUUGCUUAGGUUCUUGCCUACAUCGACAGCAUAAUCAACCGUCGUCUUCGGAAUCACGUAAACCGGAAGCAAUUUCGGACAAAUAAAGAUGUGUCAAUUCAGACUCCAUUGUGCUUAUCCACAGGGCUAUCUGAUGGCCAGCACUCCCGUAUGUCUAAGAUUCAGCUUGUCAUGAUGAUCACCACGCUGACAAGAGCAACACAUGCUAUUUUAUCCUUGUGCAGCUCUUGACUCAUCCGCACUCCGGUCUGGUGAGCCAGUCAAUGAGUGCAGCUGAGACUAGAAACAAGAGAUCAUUUGCGUGAGAUAGAUAGAGGAGCAAACAAAGCGCAGCCAAAGAAAGAAGAGAGAGAGAGAGAGAUUGUUCAGAGAUGAAGAGCAGCAGCGUCCAAGAAGCGUGUGAGGAUCAGGUGUCCGACAUCAGCAGCCAGGCGGCGUCCAACAACAACGAGGCGUCCAACACCUCCCCACGCCCCAAGCUCGCCCUCGACCUGUCGCUCACCGUCACCGCCGCCGCCGCCACGACGGCCGAGUCGAGCACCACCGACAGCAACAACGGAGGCGCGCAGGCCACGCGCGAGCCGACGAGGGUGUUCACCUGCAACUACUGCCAGAGGAAGUUCUUCAGCUCGCAGGCGCUGGGCGGGCACCAGAACGCGCACCGUCGGGAGCGCACGCUGGCCCGGCGCGCCGUGCACCGGCUCGAGGCCUACCCCUACGGCUACGCCGACGUGGCCUCCCUCCCGCUCUACGGCUCCCCCGGGCUGUACCCCAUCGGCAUCCAGGCGCACGCGUCGGCGCACCCGGGCGCGAUCGCGGCGCAGGCGGAGCGGCAGCAGCAGCAGGAGGACGCCGCCGUGCACGCGGCCACGCCGGCGCGCGCGCGGGCGCUGCUGGGCCCGAUGCCGUUCCUCGUGGGCGGCGACGAGGAGGUCAGCUUAGGGUGGCCCGGCAGCUUCAGGCCGCCGCCGCCGGGCGCCGGCGCGCUCCCCCUCUUCCACUCAGGCAACAACUUCGGCAGCAGCAGCGGCAGCAUCGUGGUGCAAGCCGACGAGGAGCCCGACCUGACGCUCAGACUCUAGCCGUCGCCCGUACGUACGCCGUCGGUCGCCGCGCUUAUACUACGUGCUGCUAGGCCGGUGCAACUCGUCAGGCUCUCUCUCGGCGUCAACCAACGGAUCAUCAUGAUGGUAGACGACGAACCGUAUUUGUUUCAUGCGUGCGUGCGUACGCUCGUGGAAGUAUUUCUGUACAGUUUUGGUGCUCUUCUGUGGUAUUGGUAGUAGCGUGUACCCUACAACUUCCCGCGGUAUAAAGAUUCAUCAUUCAUGUGAUCAAUCAAUCAGUCAAUCAUGUUGCUGCGUC
This is a messenger RNA of Hordeum vulgare subsp. vulgare (domesticated barley), 2584 nucleotides long. Its product is annotated as zinc finger protein 4-like. The record is from RefSeq and is a predicted model, not a curated record. Gene Ontology annotation, biological process: negative regulation of abscisic acid-activated signaling pathway. Bases 1591 to 2301 code for a protein of 236 amino acids. Lineage: Eukaryota; Viridiplantae; Streptophyta; Magnoliopsida; Poales; Poaceae. The transcript has 2 exons.